AUGGCGCUCGUGUACAUCAUGCUGUGCGCUAUCAUCGGCUUCAUGUUCUGGGACCUCCAGCUGGGGCCGUCGGACAUCAACAGUCGCAUCACCAUGCUCUUCUACGUCGCGGCUUUCCUGGUGUUCAUGUCGGUGGCGGUGCUGCCCUUCUUCAUCGUGGAGCGAGCUGUGUUCCUACGCGAGCGAGCCAACGGCUGGUACAUGGUGCCGGCCUACGUGCUGGCGACGUUCCUCAUGUCGUUGCCGGGGCUCUUCAUCAUCUCGCUGGUGAGCACGUUGCUGGUGGUGCUGCCGUCGGGGCUCAACGGAUUUGGGGUGUUCCUGGUGGAUCUUUUCCUGUCGCUGGUAGCAGCGGAGGCGUUCAUGUGCGUGGUGGCGUCGGUGGUGCCUCACUACAUCAUCGGGAUCGCGCUGGGGGCAGCGGUGUACGGCUUCUUCAUGUUGUGCGAGGGCUUCAUGAAGAUCAAGGACGACAUCCCGGACUUCUUCAUCUGGGGGUACUACAUCGCGUUCCACACGUACUCUUUCAGGGCGUUCAUGGUGAACGAGUUUGAGGGCAUCAAGUACUUUGUCAACAGCCCGCAGUUUGCGGACGGGAAGGCGGUGCUGAAGUUCUACAACAUGGAGGACAAGCCUGUGUGGAAGGAUCUUGUAGUGAUUGCGGGGUAUGCGAUUGGUCUGCAGCUGAUCUUCGGGACGAUCCUGCAGGUGUUCCACAAGGGGAAGCGGUGA
Guillardia theta CCMP2712 is the source of this 732-nucleotide messenger RNA. RefSeq lists its product as hypothetical. Gene Ontology annotation, molecular function: ABC-type transporter activity. The record is from RefSeq and is a predicted model, not a curated record. The coding region runs from base 1 to 732 and encodes 243 amino acids. NCBI's taxonomy places the organism in Eukaryota, Cryptophyceae, Pyrenomonadales, Geminigeraceae. Gene Ontology annotation, cellular component: membrane. The transcript has a single exon.